AUGGCUACCGUUUUCGAUCUCAAGCAAACCUGUGCGAGCCUCGAGGCUCUUGGUUGCCCUCAACAUAACCAGAUUAUCAUCCUGCAGACUAAGGCAUACAGUGAUCCUGGCAAGCUACUCACUGGGCAUGAUCUCUCUGUUUACAAGGAGAAGAGAGCCCUGUUGGCAGUGAUUAAGAACUACUAA
Fusarium mangiferae is the source of this 186-nucleotide messenger RNA. RefSeq lists its product as uncharacterized. The transcript has 2 exons. The record is from RefSeq and is a predicted model, not a curated record. Bases 1 to 186 code for a protein of 61 amino acids. Lineage: Eukaryota; Fungi; Ascomycota; Sordariomycetes; Hypocreales; Nectriaceae.